AUGCGGAGAUGUAACCUAGAAUAUGUUUAUAUUAGGUUAACAGAAAGUCUCCUGUGUUCUUUAGAGAAUACUAAGAAAGACGGUGGUAAAGUAACUUUAGUCUGUGAGAAGGAGCGAAAUCCGAAAAUUGUCGUGAAUAUUUCAGGAGUAGAAGCUGUAUAUGAACUUGAGCCUGAUCAUAGUUCAACGUAUUUUCCACUUAUUAAUGUGAAGAAAUCAGUAGGGAGAUUCCUGGGAAAUAUCCAGUAUAGAUAUAAGACUAAAGCAACUGAUGACAGUUUUGUUAGAGUACGUGAAAAUCUUCUGGAAGAAGUGGAAAACAGUCGUCAACAAAAAAUUAAAGUUCAGGAUUAUCAGUUGAAAUCGGCUUCUUUGAUCAAAGAUAAACGUAAUACAAAAGUUAAAAAAAAUUUAAAUCGGAACUCAGUUUCUGGUCCUGCUUUGAAAAUGGCGAAGGUUUCCAAAGGUAAACGUAUAACCAAAAAUCGGACAUUCCAUCAAAAAUUUCUUCCCCAUUGGAUAAAAAUUCUAAAACGAAGACUGAUGGAGAAACUAGGGAUUCACCUAAAAUUUCAUCUCACUCAAAACUGAAACCACCAGUUAGUACUAAAACCAAGCCCCGCGCUAAAAAGGUUCAACAAAAUGCAACCAAGAGUUCUAAAACUAGCAAAGAGUCUCUGAAAGAAAUUGAAGCAACUAUCCGCAGCAAGUGCAUAUCAGCUAUACAGAGGAGAACAGCAUUGGAACAACGUCUUCGCGAGGCCUAUGAAAAGACUGAUCUGUGUAAAAGAGAUAAGGAAAUCGAAGUGAGUUUUUUCAAGAAGAAAUUGUCGCAAUCAUGAUUUUCGUUGACUUAUAACCCACUUAUACGCUACUGCCUUCUUAUACAGAAAGUCUGGAAAACUCUACUUAAGUAACUAACCACUAAUGUAGCCAACCUUACUUACCACUUCAUUCGUAUUCGUCAAGCUGAUCAGUCACGAGGCAUCACUUCACACUUCACUAAUGAAAUGCAUGUUACUCAUCUCAAGGCAAGAUUGUGUAGUUUUCUUGUUGUAGACAGACAAAAAUAACUUGAACAGGUGAUUAGUCAUCAAAGAGGUAGAGAGUAGGGCCCAUCUUCAAAAUAUUGUCUGCGAUAAAUAGGAUUGAAAAGGAGAGGUGGAAAUGUAUCUCUGCAGUGUUAGUCACAACUUUUUUUGCG
This is a messenger RNA of Heterobilharzia americana, 1204 nucleotides long. The record is from the annotation of a GenBank genome assembly. Lineage: Eukaryota; Metazoa; Platyhelminthes; Trematoda; Strigeidida; Schistosomatidae.